AUGUCAUACUUCCAGAGGUUACAGCUUCAUUCCUGCUCCCGCCGCGCCGAUAUUGGAAGAAACCUGAUCAUGCUAUUUCUCACCGGUCGCGCCAUUCCAGGCGCUAUCCCAAGCGCUCUUCAUGCGCGGGCAUACAUCAACCCAUAUUCUUUCCGUUUCCAGCCAGUGUCUUUCAUCUCAACAUCGUCAAUCAAAUCCGCAACAGCAAUUGAGCAGCGGGGGCAGCCCGGUCAUCCGCUCACUGCUUCUGGAAAGGUGCGGAAGGAGGUGCCUUUACCGAGCCAGGAGAAAAAGGAGGGCGCGAUGCAAUAUGUCUUAACUACGCUCGAUCAAGUUGCUAAUUGGGCCCGCCAAAGUUCUCUAUGGCCCAUGACUUUUGGUCUCGCUUGUUGUGCAGUCGAAAUGAUGCAUCUUUCAACCCCUAGAUAUGACCAGGAUCGCCUGGGCAUUAUCUUCAGAGCUUCUCCGCGGCAGUCGGAUGUGAUGAUUGUUGCAGGCACCCUGACGAAUAAGAUGGCUCCGGCUCUCAGGCAAGUCUACGACCAAAUGCCUGAUCCGCGCUGGGUUGUCAGCAUGGGUAGCUGUGCGAAUGGUGGUGGCUAUUAUCACUACAGUUACUCGGUUGUUCGGGGAUGUGAUAGAAUAGUGCCCGUUGACGUCUAUGUUCCUGGGUGCCCACCAACAUCCGAGGCAUUGAUGUAUGGGAUCUUUCAACUUCAAAAGAAAAUGAGACACACAAGAAUCACACUAUCAGUUUACACAGUUGCGCGUGUGAUAUUCAUUGUCAAAACCGAGUCUCUUAUCGUUGGAUUUGUGCAGAAUGAUCUAUAUGUUGCACUACUUGCAGUGCGCAGCCAGUUUAUGUAG
Molecule: messenger RNA, 867 nt
Organism: Aspergillus heteromorphus CBS 117.55
Lineage: Eukaryota; Fungi; Ascomycota; Eurotiomycetes; Eurotiales; Aspergillaceae
Product: NuoB/complex I 20 kDa subunit family protein
Exons: 8
Coding region: 1-867 (288 amino acids)
Biological process (GO): mitochondrial respiratory chain complex I assembly; aerobic respiration; electron transport coupled proton transport
Molecular function (GO): NADH dehydrogenase (ubiquinone) activity; 4 iron, 4 sulfur cluster binding; quinone binding
Source: RefSeq, a predicted model, not a curated record